Molecule: messenger RNA, 1450 nt
Organism: Trichoderma citrinoviride
Lineage: Eukaryota; Fungi; Ascomycota; Sordariomycetes; Hypocreales; Hypocreaceae
Exons: 6
Coding region: 1-1449 (482 amino acids)
Biological process (GO): positive regulation of transcription by RNA polymerase II
Cellular component (GO): nucleus
Molecular function (GO): transcription cis-regulatory region binding; DNA-binding transcription factor activity, RNA polymerase II-specific; zinc ion binding
Source: RefSeq, a predicted model, not a curated record
AUGGCCAGCUCGGACGAUUCUACUACCGUACCCCGAGGGCAGAAGUCAUGCCUCAAUUGUAAAACUCGCAAGAUCGCGUGCGACAGACUGAUGCCAGCCUGCUCUUCUUGCAAGAGAAGGAAGAAGAUUUGCUCUGGCUACGAUUACAACCUGUCAUGGCCUCGUGACGGUGAUGAGCGUCGGGCCAUGACCGCCCAGGUUCACAAUCGGAAGUAUCCGGCCAACGCAUUUCCUUUCCUCAACACCUCCAAUAUGGACAUGAUGCUUUACUACGACAGCACGGCUUUCAAAUCCGAUUCCGAUAAGCUGGCCGUCUGGAUGCCAUCGAUACGCCGCUCACCGCAACUACCCCGAUUUGGGAGCAACAAGUCUCCAAUAUACGAUGCCGACAUGUCGUCUGCUGUUCGACUCAUUACUUCUCGGGGUGAUCUGCGACAAGAUGUGUGUGGUCUUCUUCGCCGAAUGUCUCUCACAGAUAAUGGUAUCGCGUCUCUUGCAGUACGAUAUGCCAUGAACGCCAUUUCAUACCUGUAUCUUAGAAGGCCAGACGAAGCGAUGCUGCAUCAGAUGCGUGCUGUUUCUGCGCUGCAAGGUGCAAUUGAUCGGAUCCAAGAUGCCCGAUGCAGAGCUCAGGCCAUUGCCGCGAGCCUGCUUCUCAGUCUAUACGAGUCAAGCUAUCAAGGCCAUAAAGUGAGUGAAGGCGAACACGCAACGCUGCUGGAUUGGGUGUUCUACCACAACGUCCUCUACAAAUUCAGCCUUCAGCAUUGGCAGAGACGCACCCCGGAAAUGGCAGCGAUUGCGCAGCGGGAUAUGCGCAUUGCCAAAAUUGUGUCCACGAGCCACUUCAGCACGAUCCAUAGCACCCUCGGCUGCUCACUCGAACUUCUAGAAUACCUGAGCAGAGCCAUCAAUCUCAUCAAAGACCGGGAUGAUCCGGAAUAUUUAUCGAAACGGCAUUCACACGCCAUUUAUGACCUCGAAAGGAACAUCAGAGACAUUGGUCAGCAGCUAUGCAGCGGCAUCGAUAGAGAAGACUACCACGUGGCUGGGAGCAGGAAGCGGUAUCUCACGAUCGCUCGCAUGUACCAGCUUGCCGUUCUCAUCUAUCUGGAUCGUGUGGUUCGCGGUUCUUUUUCCGAUUCGCGCCUGUCACGCGCCAGUGCAGAGGAAGCACUGAGCCUCUUGGCCGAUCUCGGCCUGUGCGAAAGACCGUUCAUCAUGAUCAUGCUGGCUCUGCAAGCGGAAAAUGACAACGACAGGCUACUGAUUCUUUCCUCGCUGAAGAAUGCAAUACACGAGAGGCCACUGAGCAACCUCGCCUCGACAGAGCAAAUUAUACGGCGAAUAUGGGCACAGCACGACCUUUGCGGUGGUGGACAAGCAGAUGCUUUGAAGAUCCUGAACGCCGUCAUCAGCAUCAACGAAAUACCGCCCUCCUUCACCUAGG